Molecule: messenger RNA, 1116 nt
Organism: Helianthus annuus (common sunflower)
Lineage: Eukaryota; Viridiplantae; Streptophyta; Magnoliopsida; Asterales; Asteraceae
Product: F-box/kelch-repeat protein At3g23880
Exons: 1
Coding region: 1-1116 (371 amino acids)
Molecular function (GO): protein binding
Source: RefSeq, a predicted model, not a curated record
AUGUCAGACCAUAUACCCUUCGAAAUCCAGUCGGAAAUCAUGAACUGGCUUCCUGUGCAAUCGUUGCUUCGGUUCCGAUUGGUCUGCAAAUCAUGGAGGUCUUUGAUCGAGAGCUCUGAUUUCGUUGCACAUUAUAGCAGCCAACAGCAACAUCUGCUUGUAAGGUCUAAAAGUUUAGAUGAUUUUAAGGAAGAAUAUGUUUCAUUUGUUGAUGAUGAUAGCUUCCCCCAACACAAAGUUUGUGCGACUGUUCCCCCAUUGCUUAACUACCUUGAAUAUCCUGUCUUAGUCGGCAGCUCUCACGGCUUGCUGUGUUUCCAACGUAAUUAUCCGCCCAGAGACAUGGCUGUUAUUUGGAAUCCUAGUAUUAGAAAAGCAGUUGCUGUCGUUGUGCCUCACGUGACAUUUGGGGACCCAUAUCGAACUGCUCUAGGGUUUGGGGUUUGCCGUGAGACUAUGGACCCUAAGAUUGUCACAAUCACACGUUCUGAAAGUUUAAACCCUUGGCAAGUUGAGGUCUUUACAUUAACCACAAUGACUUGGAGAAGUCCACAUAGCACCAUUAAUCUCCUGAGUAAAUCAAUAUCUUUUUUGAAGAAACCGGUAGUUGUAGAUGGGUGUCUUUAUUGGCUUGCUCGUCAUAGUAUUGCCGUGGAAGACGGUACAUUUAAGGCUUAUGGUUUGAUUGUCUCAUUUGAUAUGACAAGUGAAGAGUUUGGAGAAGUAAACCUUCCGGAUAGAUUAGCCCAUGAUUAUCAUAGUUAUCAUAGUUUGUCCAUGUAUAAGCUAAAGGAGUCCCUUGUUGUGAUUGAACCAGAUUUAGAGGCCAGUAAGCUAGUUUACCAUGUAUGGACGAUGGAGGAUGGUGUUCCAAAAACGUUUCAAAAGCUCUUCACUAUUAGUUGUCACUCACCAGAUGUAUCAUCAUUUGGUGUAAGGGGAUUUAGGAAGACAUGUGAACCUUUAAUUGAAUUACAAGGUCAUCCUGGUGACAACGCUAGAAUACUUGUUGCUUAUGAACCAUACUCUAAAUCCAUUAGUAACCUUGGGAUUAAUGGAAGAAAAGGUUUAUAUUAUUAUGUGUAUUCCUACAUGGAAACACUACUUCUUCUAUAA